Molecule: messenger RNA, 1514 nt
Organism: Prionailurus viverrinus (fishing cat)
Lineage: Eukaryota; Metazoa; Chordata; Mammalia; Carnivora; Felidae
Gene: TFPI2
Product: tissue factor pathway inhibitor 2
Exons: 5
Coding region: 272-976 (234 amino acids)
Biological process (GO): negative regulation of peptidase activity
Cellular component (GO): extracellular region
Molecular function (GO): serine-type endopeptidase inhibitor activity
Source: RefSeq, a predicted model, not a curated record
AACCUGGUGGGGAAUUCCUCUCCCCCGAACACUUUCCAGCGCCCUGCUGUGGCGGGUCACACAGCCCAGUAGGGCAUGAAUCAGCCUCCCUUCCAGGCUCCGCAUAGGCACGCUCCGCCCCGUCCGGGGUCGGAGGCGGCUCACCCUACUACAUAAAGCAAGCACCCAGCACGUCGGCACCCAGGCCGCCUAGAGGCUGGACUCUGUGCACCCUUUUCCAACGGGACUUUCAAGGAACGCCUCACCCCGAGGGCCAAUUGAACCGGACACCAUGGACCCUACUGGACCUCUCGGGCUGUUACUUCUGCCGUUGCUCCUGAUGGGGACCGUGCUGGGAGAUGGUGUUCAGGAGGCACCAGGAAACAAUGCGGAGAUCUGCCUCCUGCCCCCGGACGAAGGGCCCUGCCGGGCCCGGAUCCCCAGUUACUACUACGACAGGUACACACAGAGCUGCCGCAAGUUCAUGUACGGGGGCUGCGAGGGCAACGACAACAAUUUCGAAACUUGGGAGGCCUGCGAUGAAGCUUGCUGGAGGAUAGAGAAAGUUCCCAAAAUUUGCAGGUUGGAAGUCAGUGAGGGGCAGUGUGGAGAGCCCAGAGAAGAGUAUUUCUUCAAUCUCAGUUCCAUGACAUGUGAAAAAUUCCUAUCUGGCGGGUGUCACAGCAAUGAGAACAGGUUCCCAGAUGAGGCUACCUGUAUGGGCUUCUGUGCACCAAAAAAAAGUCCAUCAUAUUGCUAUAGUCCAAAAGAUGAAGGACUAUGCUCGGCUAACGUGACUCGCUAUUAUUUUAAUCCGAGACACAAAGCUUGUGAGGCCUUCACCUAUACUGGCUGUGGAGGGAAUGAGAAUAACUUUAUUAACAUGAAGGAUUGCAAACAUGUUUGUGUAAAAGCUUUGAAGAAGGAAAAGAAUAAGAAGAUGCCAAAACUUUUCUUUGCUAACAGACGGCUGAAGAUUUGGAAGAGGCAAUUUUAACUUUUUUUUUCUAUAUUUCAUUUUGUGAAUGCUACUGCCUUUACGGUUAUAUCUGAAUAAUAAUAUAACAUGGGUAAAUGAAUCAUUAAUGAUUUACUUGCCAGUUUUUAUUGCUACAGGUUACUUUUUUGUAUAUUUUUAUACAUAACCAGCUGCUAUUCAAAUGUGAAUCUAUUAUUUUUAAUUUACUGUUCACCUAUAUGAGGUUGAAUUCUUACUGUGCGUAAGAUAUAAAAGCAAAUAUGACUCACCCAGUUCUUGGGGUUGUUCUUCCUGAAAUCAGAAGGUGAUAGCAAUUGAAAAGCAGAAGACAGUAUAAUCAUGUUGUCUUAAUACAUAUGAUCAUAAAAAGGACCAGCAAAUACAUUUCAUUUUGCAUUUAAAAGUUGAAUUAUAUUUUAAGUCCAAGGAAACAAACCUGCGGAUUUAUCAACACUUGAGAAAAAUAUUACAAGUGCUGUUAGGUAGACAUGAUUAACUUCUAUUUCUAUUGUGUCAUUUAAAAGAUAAUAAAGUAACUUUUUUGACUGAAAAAAAA